Molecule: messenger RNA, 1025 nt
Organism: Condylura cristata (star-nosed mole)
Lineage: Eukaryota; Metazoa; Chordata; Mammalia; Eulipotyphla; Talpidae
Gene: PLK4
Product: polo-like kinase 4
Exons: 4
Biological process (GO): protein phosphorylation
Molecular function (GO): ATP binding; protein kinase activity
Source: RefSeq, a predicted model, not a curated record
UAGCUCUGCACCCCGCUGUAACCGUCUCAGCACCCUGAACUGCUGGGGUCGGGCACGGGGUCGCCUGAGCAAGGGAGGACUCGCUCAUCCAAGCCAGCUGGGAAAGAUCGAUAAAAAGGCCAUGUACAAAGCUGGGAUGGUGCAGAGGGUCCAGAACGAGGUGAAAAUACAUUGUCAGCUGAAGCACCCUUCCAUUUUGGAGCUCUAUAACUACUUUGAGGAUAGCAAUUACGUGUACCUGGUGUUAGAAAUGUGCCACAAUGGCGAGAUGAACAGAUACCUGAAGAGCAGGAUGAAGCCAUUCUCAGAGGACGAAGCGCGGCACUUCCUGCGCCAGAUCACCACGGGGAUGCUGUACCUGCACGCCCACGGCAUCCUGCACCGCGACCUCACGCUGUCCAACCUGCUGCUGACCCGCAGCAUGAACGUCAAGAUCGCCGACUUCGGGCUGGCCACGCAGCUGGCGGUGCCGCAGGAGAAGCACUACACGCUGUGCGGGACCCCCAACUACAUCUCCCCCGAGAUCGCCACCCGCAGCGCGCACGGGCUCGCGUCGGACGUGUGGUCCCUGGGCUGCAUGCUGUACGCGCUGCUCGUCGGGCGGCCGCCCUUCGACACGGACACGGUCAGGAACACGCUCAACAGGGUGGUGCUGGCGGACUACGAGGUGCCGGCUCACCUGUCGAGAGAGGCCAAGGACCUGGUCCAGCAGCUGCUCCGCAGAAACCCGGCCGACCGCCUGAGCCUGGCCGCGGUGCUCGACCACCCCUUCAUGUCCCGGAGCGCCGGCGCGAAGGGCAGAGACCGGGGGACUGCGGAGGACUCGCUGGACAGCGGGCACGCCACGAUCUCCACCGCCGUCACGGCCUCGCCGAGCGCCAGCUUCGCCGACCGGAGGAGACUCUUGGUGGCCCAGCCGCUGCCAGACCGGAUGGCCGCGCCCCCGCAGGGGAGGCAGUUUCCGUCCUUCGGGGAGGGAAGCGGCCCCUCCGCCCGGUGGGGGCUGCAGGGGCCAGAAGCCAGCG